Podospora pseudocomata is the source of this 2371-nucleotide messenger RNA. RefSeq lists its product as uncharacterized. Gene Ontology annotation, molecular function: iron-sulfur cluster binding; molybdenum ion binding; pyridoxal phosphate binding. The transcript has 4 exons. Bases 538 to 2217 code for a protein of 559 amino acids. Lineage: Eukaryota; Fungi; Ascomycota; Sordariomycetes; Sordariales; Podosporaceae. The record is from RefSeq and is a predicted model, not a curated record.
CUCUAGACAUCCAUGAAGCUGCGUUGCUAUGCAGUAUACCACCAACCACACCCUCAGCCUUCUGUGUGCGGGGCCAGCAUUUGCCCCUUUUUUUACCCCUUUUUCUAUCCAAUGCUACACGUCCAUCUCUGCAGCAACAAAACUGUGGAGAUCACCCAAAGGUCUGAUUAAGCAGCGCAACCAUCACCUGAGGUAGGGCAAAAAAAAAAUAGCGGAUAAGUCAUGUACAUGAGAUGAGGAAUAUGGAUUAGUAACAAGGUAGCAACGAACCGCAUUGUCGCUGUUGUUCUUUUUUUUUUGGCUGUCAAGUUCGGGAAUAUGACUUGCUCGAUAUCAAUGAAGAGGGGGGAUGUGGGGUCGGGAAGCUAUGACAGCAUCAGCUUGGAUGAUAGCUCACUUAUCAACAUUUCACUUACAUACAUCAAACGUGCUGGAAAGACACCGAGGCUGCCUCAUCACUUUUAUUCAAGCUGCGCUGCUUGCUUGUAGCGUUGCGACAUUCUUUUACAGUCAACAAACAACAUCAACGCCAUCAAAAUGGUUCACCAACCACCCCCUCUUCCACUAGGUUCAGACGGCGAGGUCGACCUCCGCGCCCCCCUGACAUCAGAUACCAUCCUCCAAGUCCGCACCGGCCGAAUGGCUCCUCUCGCUCCCUUGAGCAUAAAAUCCGGCAUCAACAAAACUUUGAGGUUUGGACCUGUUCAAAUCACAAAGUUGGGGUUGGAAGGUGACGAGCAAGAUCCUACGUUUCAUGGGGGUGUUGAUAAGGCUGUUCACGGGUACUGCGCAGCCCACUACAAGUCGUGGCAAAAGGAAUUCCCCCAAGCCGCCGACAGGUUCGUCCCCGGGGGGUUCGGGGAGAAUCUCGUUCUUGGCUUCAUGAACGAGAGGAAUGUUUGCAUAGGCGACAUCUUUGAGAUAUCAGACUCAACUGCCGUGUUACAGAUUUCACUUCCAAGACAGCCUUGCUUCAAACUCAACCACCGCUUCCACCUCCCCAACUUCGCACCCAACACCUACAGCCUCUCCCGGACGGGGUACUACUUCCGCGUUCUCACUCCCGGGCCCGUCGAAGCAGGGAAUAAACUGACUUUGGUCUCCCGCCCCCACCCCGACUGGACUAUUGAGCGCAUCCAGCGGUACCUCCAUAAGGAAACAGACAACUAUGACAUGAACCUCGAGCUUUCUCAAAUAGAGGAGUUUGGGGCCGAGUGCAAAGACAACUUCACUCGGCGAGUCAUACGAGCGAGGGCAAAAGCCAAUAAAAAACCAAAGGAGAAGUGGUUGCCCUACCAGGUGGUAGAAAGAAAGGAGCAAACGAAGAGGAUAACUUCCUUUGUCCUCGAAGCGGUUGACAAAUUUGCGGAAGGGGAAGAGAAGGAGCUCAGCCCAGGUGCUCACGCAAAGAUCAAACUGGGAAAGGGCCUCGUCAGGGCGUAUUCCAUCGUCGACGGUGACAAAGAGCGGUUCCAGUUGGCUGUUGCCCUUGAGGAAAAGAGCCGCGGUGGGAGCAAGUACCUCCAUCACGAGGUCAAAGUAGGGGAUGUGCUACAAGUGGGGGCUAUCACGGCUGCGGUGCCGAUUGUUUCAGCGGCUAGUCACCAUGUUUUUGUCGCGGGUGGCGUGGGUGUUACGGCGUUUUUGGCAAUGGUCGAGUUCUACAAGAGUAUACACUACAGCGUUGUCCUGCAUUACGCCGUCCGAUCUGCAGAUGAUGUGCCGUUUCGAGACCGGAUCGAGGAGCUGAAGAAGGAAGGACAGCUGGUGCUCUACGACAAGGCUGCCGGGCAGAAAAUGGAUAUACGGCAGAUCAUCCAGAGUAGGGGUUGGAACUCGCAGUUGUAUUUCUGCGGGCCAAAGAGGUUGAUGGAUCAGGCCGAGAGGGAGGUCAAAGAACUUGGUGUUUAUCAAAAGGAGGUGCACUACGAAGCCUUCGAGGCAGACCUGAGCGGGGAUCCCUUUGAGGCUGUCGUGGCGAACAAGGGCGGGGUGGUUAUCAAGGUCGGGGAAGACGAAACCCUGCUCGAGGUCCUGCAGAAGCAGUUUGACCAGCCUGACUCGAGCUGCUGUGUUGGGAACUGCAAGACUUGUCUGGUUGAGCUCAAGGCUGGCCGGGUUGAUCACCGCGGGACGGCUCUGACGGAUGACGAGAAGGUCACCUCAAUGUUGUCGUGCGUCAGCCGUGGGGUUGGACGUAUUACCAUUGAGAUCUAAUGGAUCGGCCGGGUGGCUUCGUCAAGAUAGCCGGCUGCAUGUUCCGGUCUGCGUCAGCUGAUGCUGUGUUGAGCAUGCGACGGCCGUUCAAAAGUGGGUAAAGAUAUCACCCAUUGCACGCUAGAAAUGUUGAAGAACUGCACUUGUGAUCACU